AUACAUAUUGGCCAGGGCGGUGUGCAAAUUGGUAAUGCGUGCUGGGAACUUUACUGCCUAGAACACGGUAUUCAACCAGAUGGUCAGUUACCGAGCGAUAAAACCAUCGGCGGUGGAGACGAUUCCUUCAAUACAUUCUUUAGCGAAACUGGCGCCGGCAAACAUGUUCCUCGCGCCGUAAUGGUCGACUUAGAACCAACGGUUGUAGGCAAGUGUUUUUUUAUUUCGGAUACUGUUCGGACGGGCACCUAUCGUCAACUGUUUCACCCAGAACAACUAAUAACUGGCAAAGAGGACGCUGCUAAUAACUACGGCCGUGGCCACUACACGAUCGGCAAGGAGAUGAUUGACCUCAUUCUUGACCGCAUCCGUAAGCUGGCCGAUAAUUGCAAUGGUUUGCAGGGAUUCUUCUUCUUCCACUCAUUUGGAGGUGGGACCGGCUCUGGCUUCACUUCCCUGCUGAUGGAGCGCGUCAGCGUAGACUACGGCAAGAAGUCCAAGUUGGAAUUUGCCAUCUACCCCGCUCCGCAAGUCUCUACUGCCGUUGUUGAGCCGUAUAACUCCAUUCUCUGCACUCACUGUACACUGGAACAUUCAGACUGUUGCUUCAUGUUUGACAAUGAAGCCAUCUACGAUGUAUGUCGGCGUAGCCUUGAUAUCGAGCGGCCAACGUAUACCAACCUCAAUCGCCUAAUAGCUCAGGUCGUGAGUUCUGUUACCGCAUCACUCCGUUUUGAUGGGGCGCUCAACGUUGACCUGAUUGAAUUCCAGACGAAUUUAGUGCCCUACCCACGAAUCCAUUUUCCUCUGGCCACCUAUGCACCCACCAUCUCUGCUGAGAAGGCAUACCACGAACAACUGUCGGUGAGUGAGAUCAGCAAUAGCUGCUUUGAACCCGCAAACCAAAUGGUUAAAUGUGAUCCUCGUCAUGGAAAGUACAUGGCCUGUUGUAUGCUCUAUCGAGGGGACGUAGCCCCGAAGGAUGUGAACAGUGCCAUCAGCAGUAUAAAAAUGAAGAAGACAAUUCAGUUUGUCGACUGGUGUCCCACCGGUUUCAAGGUCGGCAUAAACUACCAACCGCCGACUGUCGUGCCGGGUGGAGAUCUCGCUAAAGCGGACGAUGAAGAGGAGGAUGAGGAAGAAGAAGAAGACGAUGACGAAGAUGAAGAAGAGGAGGAUGAUGAUGAUGACAGCGAACGAUGA
Dibothriocephalus latus is the source of this 1203-nucleotide messenger RNA. Lineage: Eukaryota; Metazoa; Platyhelminthes; Cestoda; Diphyllobothriidea; Diphyllobothriidae. The record is from the annotation of a GenBank genome assembly.